UUGAUUUUGUUUUUUUUUUUUUUUGAGUUUUUUUACACUCUCCAAACUGAAGUUUGAUGUUCUGAUUUAUCAUUGAUGAUGGUGUUGAUUUAUUAAUGGUGCUAUUAUCAUAAUCACAUUAUCAUAUACGUUGGAUUUGUUUGUCGAUGACAACAACAAAUGAUAGACAGUCUUUUCUCCUUUGCCUUUUUUGUUGUUGUUUGUCAUUGUCCAUAUAUACUCAUUUUCGAAUUCAUUCUGAGAUUGCUGAACAAAGGUGUUGAUUUUGUGUAUGUGUGUUUGUGAUAAUAAUCAUCAUCAUCAUAAUCAAAAUUUCGAAAACUUGGAAUUGAUCGUUUUUUUUCAUCAUCAUCAUUUAUACUACACAAAGUGAAGAGAAAAAAUUAUUAAACGAACUUUCAUCGUCAGCUACAUUUUCUGGUUUUCAUAAUAAUAAUUUAAUAAUUGAGUGGAAAAAAACGCCUCUAAAUUUGUGGUUUUCGAAAAUUGUAAUAGUUUUGAUUUUGAUAAAUAAUAUGCUUAGUAUUCUAAGUGCCAUUAAAACAUCACCAUAUGAUCCUUUAGUUGAGAAAGCAACAUCGGAUCAGAAUACAUCGGAAGAUUGGCAACAAAUAUUGGAGAUAAAUGAUCGUGUUGCUGUCGAACAAAACGGACCAAAAGAUUGUAUGCGUUCGAUUAUCAAUCGUCUAUAUUCCGAUGUUCCUUGGGUUAUUCUACAAACAUUAACACUUCUCGAUUCAUUGGUAAGCAAUUGUGGUAAACGUUUUCAUUUAGAAGUUUGUUCUCGUGAUUUUGAGGCUGAACUUUUACGGUUAAUUCGUGGUGGCAAAAAUAUUCAUCCAAAAGUUUCUGAACGUACACGUUUAUUGUUGAAAAAAUGGGCCCAAUCGAAAGAUUUUAAGAAAGAUCCACAGCUUAAUCUGAUACCGUCAUUAUAUGAAAAAUUAAAAUCCGAAGGUAUAUCAUUUCAUUCAUCCGAACCAUCGAAACGUAAAUCAUCAGUUCCGGACGAAACAAUGUUGAAAAAUCCUGAUUACGUUGCCAAUGCUGAAGAGGAAGCUCAGCUAGCUAAAGCUAUCGAAUUAUCCAUACAAGAAGCGAAAAAACGAGGUAUCAAAACUAACGACACUGCACCAGUAAGUACAACAACGUCAUCAUCAUCUAGUUCAUCGACCAAUCAUCAUUCGACAACAACAACGACAUCAUCACUUUAUCCAUCAUUCAACAUGUCCGACAUGAAUAACACAACAGCGUCUACGACGAAUAAAUCAUCAGAGGCAAAAGAACCUAUCAAAGCUCGAGCCAUAUAUGAUUUCGAAGCAGCCGAAGAUAAUGAACUGACAUUCAAAGCUGGUGAGAUCAUUCUGGUUACCGAUUCAUCCGAUGCUAAUUGGUGGAAAGGCUCUAAUCAUCGUGGGGAAGGCUUAUUUCCAGCUAAUUUUGUUUCGACCGAUCUAAAUGCUGAACCAGAGUCUUAUAUUACCACAACAAAGAAUUCGGAAUCGAAAAAAGUGCAAUUUAAUGAAGAGGUGAAAGUUGUCAAAGUGGAUAAAGAUGAAAUCAAACCAGAAGAUGUUACGAUUGAUGAGGGCAAAAUAGAUGAGCUAAUGUCAAUGCUACAAGAAGCUGAUCCAAAAUCAUUUGAUGAUCCGGACGAAUUGUUACGAUCAGAGGAACAAUGCUCGGCAAUGAUGCCAUUGAUUGAUCAACAAAUGGAAUCGAUUGAUAAAAUGAAUGCCAGGCUCACAUCAUUGAAUCAACAGCUAUCAUCUGCAUUGAAUCUUUAUCAUGAUUUAAUGAAGGAAAGUUUUCUCAUGGAACAGAUGGCUUCAAUGCAGAUUCAGUCGCAAUCAAUGAAUCCAUACACGGCGGCCACGGGUCAACCACAAUUUCCAAUGGUCAACGGUGUUUUGCCGCAAUCUUAUCUACAACAAUCGCAACCACAACCAACGACCGUUGAAGCUCAACCUGGAAAUUAUUAUUCACAAGCGACAAUAUCGUCGACGAUGUCAACACCGGCGGCUACAGGCUCGAUACCAGUGUCUUAUGGCACACAACCGGUCUAUCAAUCCCCAUAUACAAUUCCCCAACACGGUGUCUAUCAACAUUCGGAUGUGAAUCAUAUGAAUCAACAUACUCAAAUACCACAAAUGAUGAUGGCAUCAGCAUCAACAGCGACAGCAACAUCUCCAGGUGGGCAAAUCAUGAUUUCUUCACACCAACAUCACAUCUCGCAGCAGUCAUCAGCAGUAAUGACCAGUCAACCGAUGACAUCCGCGGUAGCAACACCAACCCCACAGGCAACAGCCGUGCCGAAUCUUCUCUAAAUUCGACACUUAAAUACAAACCCCUUUCUUCUUUUUGUUGUGAACAGUCCAGAAUUGAUUUAAUCCUCUUUUCUUUUUCAAAAUAUUCAGAUUGUUUUUCUAUAGAUAUGGAUUUGUAAAUUUUUGCAAUAUCACCAUACACUUACACCAAAUUGAUUGGCUAUCCGAGUUAUUCGAGUUAUAUACAACCCGACACACAUACACACAUUUAUUUAAUUAAAAAAAAUUGAAAACUUAA
Molecule: messenger RNA, 2565 nt
Organism: Dermatophagoides farinae (American house dust mite)
Lineage: Eukaryota; Metazoa; Arthropoda; Arachnida; Sarcoptiformes; Pyroglyphidae
Source: RefSeq, a predicted model, not a curated record